Molecule: messenger RNA, 1833 nt
Organism: Spinacia oleracea (spinach)
Lineage: Eukaryota; Viridiplantae; Streptophyta; Magnoliopsida; Caryophyllales; Amaranthaceae
Product: serine carboxypeptidase-like 51
Exons: 13
Coding region: 140-1531 (463 amino acids)
Biological process (GO): proteolysis
Molecular function (GO): serine-type carboxypeptidase activity
Source: RefSeq, a predicted model, not a curated record
UAAAAUAAAAUAAAAUAUUUAUACUAGACUGUAACAGACAAUAGAAGCUUUUUGGAUUCCCAAUUCUAUAUAAACCCAAAAAUCCAGCAGCUUUCCUUCAACUGUGAAACACUUUUACAGAAACAAAAACAAAAACAAAAUGGCAAAAUACUCUGUUUUUCAUAUAAAUCCCCUGUUUUUUGCAACUCUGUUUCUUCUAUUUCAUGGAAAUCUCGCUAGUAAAUUCAGAAAAAAGAAUAGUAUUGGGUUAGAAGAAUGGGGUUAUGUUCAAGUCAGACCAAAAGCACAUAUGUUCUGGUGGCAUUACAAAAGUCCGUACAGAGUAGACAAUCCAAACAAGCCCUGGCCAAUAAUUCUAUGGCUUCAAGGUGGUCCGGGAGCAUCAGGAACAGGAAUUGGGAAUUUCCAAGAGGUUGGGCCAUUAGAUACAAACUUAAAUCCUCGAAAUUCAACAUGGUUGAAGAAAGCAGACCUUCUCUUUGUUGAUAAUCCAGUAGGAACAGGAUACAGUUUUGUGGAAGAUGAUAAAUUAGUGGUGAAGAGUGAUGAAGAAGCAGGGGAUGAUCUGACAUCAUUAUUGAAAGGGUUAUUUAACAAGAAUGUUGAGUUGCAGAAAAGUCCAUUGUAUAUUGUUGCUGAAUCUUAUGGCGGCAAGUUUGCUGUUACUCUUGGAUUAGCCGCACACAAAGCCAUUCUUUCUGGCCAAUUAAAACUCAAACUUGGAGGUAUUGCCCUUGGAGAUAGUUGGAUUUCUCCUGAAGAUUUUGUUUUUUCAUGGGGGCCUCUUCUUAAAGAUGUUUCAAGGCUUGAUGACGAUGGAUUUCAACAAGCUAACAGUUUGGCAGAGCAGAUUAAGCAACAGUUAAAGAAGGGACAAUAUGAGAAUGCUACAAAUACAUGGUCUACACUUGAGAACGCACUUGGCUCUACUACUAAUUCUGUGGACUUUUACAAUUUUUUAUUGGAUUCUUCAAUGGAUCCACUUACAACAACAACAACAACAAAUGUGGUAUUAUCAAAAAAGCUAACGUUUGGAAGAUACUCAAAGUACCUUUCUUCUUUAAGGAGUCUUCCUGCAGGAAAUGGAGAGAGCCUUGGUACUUUAAUGGCAGGUCCUAUAAGAAAAAAGCUUAAGAUUAUCCCACACAAUGUCACGUGGGGAGGACAAAGUGACCUCGUUUUCCAAGCAUUAGAAAGUGAUUUCAUGAAGCCUAGGGUUGCUGAGGUGGACGAGUUGCUAUCCAAAGGGGUUGAUAUCACUAUUUACAAUGGACAACUUGAUGUGAUAUGUGCAACCAAAGGAACUCAAGCAUGGGUGGAGAAGCUUAAGUGGGAAGGUCUAAAGAGUUUCCUAAGUGAGAGUAGGACACCCCUAUACUGUGACCCUAAUGCUGGAACUAAGGGGUUUUUCAGGUCUUACAAGAAUUUGCAUUUCUAUUGGAUUCUUGGAGCUGGACACUUUGUACCCUUCGAGCAGCCAUGUAUUGCCUUAAAAAUGGCGGGUAGCAUCACGCAAUCUCCUGCUACUUAGAAGACGCGUCUAUUCAGAAAGAAGAACGAUAAAGAAAACACACCUUGUGUUCCAUAAAUUACUAUUACAAAUUUAAAGAAUGCCAGUGAAAAGGGUACAUUUAGGGAAUUUAUGAAAAGAGAGUAAUAUUAUACGGAGUACUACUAUAGAAAGGAAGAGUUUGUAUUUCUAUGAAAGCUGAAUAAUUUUAAAUCUGUUUUUUUUUCAAAAAUUGUAAGCCUUCACUGCUUUUUUGUCUUUCACAUCGGGAAACUUAAAGAGUUUAAAAUAUCAAAUAAAUAGGAGACUGGUGUACAGAGGGA